Molecule: messenger RNA, 581 nt
Organism: Mesorhabditis spiculigera
Lineage: Eukaryota; Metazoa; Nematoda; Chromadorea; Rhabditida; Rhabditidae
Source: the annotation of a GenBank genome assembly
AUGCACACCUUCCUGUUUCUGUUCGAUUUUUCGAUUCUCUUGCUCAACACGGUCCCAAACUUCCCCGUCCUAGCCAUCAAUUUUCGAGCGACGGCAGCAAUUCCAUUUCUCAAAGAUUUUUAUUACCCCAUGCAUUGCUUCUUUCUUUUUACGGGUUUCCUUGGUAUGGGUGCCGUUCUGCGAAGGCGUAUGAUGGCCGCCGAUGGGGAGGCGGCAGUCGAAUACUUUGCGAAAAAGUUUCCGACACGUGCAUAUUUGGUCACCGACCCGACCGUCACGAACUAUUAUUGUCCUGCUUUGAAUCAAAUUUUCUCCAUUUACAUUGCUCUGCUUUUAAUGUUUUCCGCGAUUCUCUCUGCACUGCUCGGCCUGGCCGUUUUCUUGUUUAUUCAUGAUUUGGAGAAACAAGGCGCGUUAACUUCGAAAAGCCGAUCGAAGCAACAGAUCAAUGCCUAUUUGUGCGUUAUUUUGCAGUUCAUCGUCCCUACAGCGGCGGUUUGCGUCUGUAUAUUUGUCGGUAUUUUCGCCGUUUUCGAGGUCGAGAUCCCGUACGAAUUCCUCGACCCACUCGUCCCGAUCGG